This is a messenger RNA of Mytilus californianus (California mussel), 4324 nucleotides long. RefSeq names its product zinc finger protein 567-like. Lineage: Eukaryota; Metazoa; Mollusca; Bivalvia; Mytilida; Mytilidae. Bases 423 to 3419 code for a protein of 998 amino acids. The record is from RefSeq and is a predicted model, not a curated record. Gene Ontology annotation, biological process: regulation of transcription by RNA polymerase II. Gene Ontology annotation, molecular function: RNA polymerase II cis-regulatory region sequence-specific DNA binding; DNA-binding transcription factor activity. The transcript has 4 exons.
AGCAAUUAGAAUCGCCCCAAGGUUCCGUCACUGAACGCCAAAGAAGAAAAGAGUUGUCAUCAUGGUCAUAAAAGGUUAGAAGAACUUUAGGUGAACAUGUGAAGUAACAUGUCAAUACAUUUGGUGAACAGUAGAAGGAAGAUGUAUUUUGUUAGCUGUAGAUGAAAUUUGUUUGUUUUUGAAGUAUUUCAGGAAUAAAAGAGAAAUUUAUUAUAUAUGGAGAAAAAGAGGAAGGACCAAAAAUAGUGUACAUAAAAGAUAUUGCUGUUUAAAUGAUGAAGAAGAUGGAUGAAAAUUUCUCCAAGGAAUGAAAAGAUAUAUAUAUGGCAUAAGCAAUGACCAUUGCUCUCGUUGAAUGAGAUAAACUUUCAGGACAACCUCAGAAAAUUUUCCUGGUCACAUGGUCAAAUCAUAUUCACACAAUGAAUCUACUACCAAUCAAAAAGUUUUCUUGUGACAAAUGUGGUAAACUAUUUCAUCAGCAAUGCACACUUACAAUACAUCUAAGAUCACAUGAUACUGGAAAGAAGUAUGUUUGUCAUGUUUGCCGUAAAUCAUUUACGUUUAAGUCAGUAAUGUUGAAACAUGCAAUGUCUCAUAUGAUGGAAAAUAUUGGCAUAAUUUAUAAAGGAAAGAAUUCUUUUCAGAACAGACAAAAUGCCAUGUCAGAGUCAAGAAAAAACAAAUUUUUCAAGUGCACUACUUGUUCAAAAAAAUUUAGAAAUCAGGAAAGUCUCGAGGAACACAUUGAAAGUCAUAGAGAAAAGAGACAGUUGAAUUUAUUUACACAGAAAUCUGACAAUGCAGCACUACAUGAGGUACCAAUACAUCAGCAGAGUGGUUUUUCUUCAGACAAUAGUUCCCAUGACAUUGAUGUAGACAAAACUUUUAAUAACAAAAUCAUUAACUCCACAGACUUUACAAAAAAUGAGGAUGGCUGUUCAAAUGAUAGUUCUCAAGAUCUAUGGAUAGAAAAAGAAUCUUAUGUUAUCAGUGACAAUUCAUUUGAUAGCCAUUCAGAUGAAAAAGAAGCAACCACUUUUCAUAUGCAGGACUCUGAUGAAUACUCUAGCUCAACUUCAGUGUCCUCAAUUUCAGAUGAACCUAGUUUAAAGAACUUAGAUUUUAAUUGUGUUUUAUGUGGAAAAUCAUUCACUGCUGUUCCUUCCUUUAUUCACCAUGUUAACACACACCAACCUUCAUACCUUGAUAAAAACAGUACAAUAGAGCAGGAAGCAAAUGACAGAAUUUCUCAAGAAAGACCUACUUCACCUGAAAAUCAAGGAUUCAAUAAGAUAAAGCCAGUUUCUGAAGACUCAUCACACAUACAGGGAACCAGGAAGAAUAUUUCUGACAGGGAUGCAGUACAAACAAAACAAACCAGCAGGAAACUUGUUAAACUGAAUACAGAAUAUGUUAUAUUAGGAACUAAUAGAAAAUACAAAAAACCAAAUGAUGUUGGUAGUAAAAAAAAUAAAAUGUGCGAUAGAAACAAGCAGCCUUCCCUUUUAAACAAUAUUGAUACAGUGGAAAAACAAUUUAACCCUGCCAGGUCAGAUGAAUUAGCUGAGGGUAUGAAUCAGAUAGCGGAAAAUCAAUUUGAAGCUGACAAGUUGGAUGAAUUAGCUGUAAGAGAUGAUGGAAUGAGCAAGCCACUGGUAAAUCAUUUCCAAUCUGCCAAGUCAGAUGAAUUAGCUGUAAGAGAUAAUGGAAUGAACAAGCCACUGGUAAAUCAUUUCAAAUUCGCCAAGUCAGAUGAAUUAGAUGUAAGAGAUGAUGGAAUGAGCAAAACACUGGUAAAUCAUUUCAAAUCUGCCAUGUCAGAUGAAUUAGCUGUAAGAGAUGACGGGACUAAAGCCAAGGAAAAGGUUAAAACCAUAUUUAUAUGCAGAUGUUGUAAUAAGAAGUUUGCUAGCCGACAUUUUGUCAAAGAACAUUUGAACAUGUAUUUUGAAAUGGCGAUUAACAGAGUUGACAUAGAACAUAAACCAUUCAUCAAUCAAUUGAAGGAGGAUAAUGAGUUUGACAGGGUCAUUGAUAAAUUUAUUUACUCUAUUUCUACAGGAAAGUUAAAAAGCAUUACUCAUGGCUUGAAGAAAUCUGGUGAAAAGCAAAUUAUUUAUCAUUGUGCAAAAUGUCAGAAAAGUUUUGUAAAACAACAUCAUAUCAUUGCUCACAUAAAGAAUUGUAAACCAAAACCAAAAAAAUCUGAAAAUUUCAAAUGUCAAGAUUGUAACGGAAUUUUUAAGACAGACAUGGUACUGAAGAAACAUAUACUGUUGUGUCACAAUCAUUUGCAAGAAUCGAGGAAACUGAAAACAGAAAAGAAAUCUGUGGAAGACCCCAUUACAGAAAAACCAAAAGAACCAGAAGAGAACAAAGUAGAGAUCAGAAUCUGGAAUGAAACACAAAAACAGGAAAAGAAACUGAUUGAGAACAUGACUAGAUCAGGAAAGGUUAAGAAAUUAAAGGAAGUCACAACUGGAAAGGAAACUCCAAAACCAGAAAAGAUUUCAGAGGAAAACAAAAUUAGAAACAAAACAGUGAAUCAAGAAAACAAAUCAGGGAAAACAAACAUAAACAAACCUAGAAUUGAAAUGACUUGUCAAAGAUGUGGAAAAAUUUGUGAUUCUCUGAAGGAAUACAUAGAUCACAUAGACACAAGUCAUAAUUCUAAGCCAAAUGAAAUUAAUUCUGAUGCCGAAUUUAUUUGUGCACACUGUAACACCAGCUUUGAUUCUCAGUCCAAGCUGUAUUCACAUCUUAAAGGCCACAAAGAGUCUAAAAAACAGCAGAGUAAUUUGGAAAAAUACAAAGAUAAAAUGAUGUACAACAAUGAAACUGGACAAUGGGGGUGUACCAUUUGUAAAAAGUCUUUAUCUAACAAAACAAAUUUAUUAAGACAUAUUUCAUUGCACGAUGAAAACCUCAACGAAUCUCAUGUAUGUCCUUUCUGUAAUCGAAUGUUUAAAUAUCAUCGAUAUCUUAUGCAUCACAUUACCUAUAUGCAUAAUGGACAGGAAAAAGAAGAAUGUCUCAUUUGCCAUGCCAAAUUUACGAAAAAAACAAGUCUUCAACGUCAUAUGGAUCUCCAUACUGGAGAAUCCGUUCAAAAAAAGAUCCUAAAGUGUGAAGUUUGUGGAAAAAGAUUUAAAGGUGGUAAAGAGUUGAUGGUUCACACAAGAAUCCACACUGGUGAGAGGCCUUUCCCGUGUGACAAAUGUCAUUAUAAAGCAAUCAACUUAUGGAACUUAAAGCGACACUUAGUGACGCACGAAAAGGGAAGGAAGAGAAAAAGAAGUAAAAAAGAUAUUAUUGAUGUUAAUGAAGAGGAAAACAAUUCAGAAAGAAAGAUUAAAAUGAGAAUUUUACAUGGUAGAAGUUAUCUUAUGGAAGCAGAAAACACUAUAAGUGAUUGAGAAAGUUGAAGAAAUGGUUCAAAAGUUUAAAUUUAAAGUACAUCUUUUAUUUGAAAAUUUAUCAUGACAGUUGAAAAUUAUUUGUUUUUGAUAAAAAGGAGAUAACUUACAGUAUUGUAAUAGCAAAAUGUUACAAAAUAUCAAUGCAGCAGUUUAAAUAAGAUGUUACAGAAACUGAAAUUAUUGCUAAUCUAGUCCUCUUUAUUCAUGUUAUUUGCCAAGGUAUUUUAAGAGAUUUUUUUUGUUUAUUUAAAAACUUGAUGGUCAUGAUCAUGAUGAUUAUGAGUGCAAUUAUUUAAAUGGUCAAGGGGAGACAAAUCACUACAUUCCAUAUAGAUUUUUUUUUAAUUUUCUUUAUAGUUUGUUCAUUAAGAAUUUCAAUACAUAUAUGUAUACAAGCAUGAUAACUUUAUAUAAGUUAGAAUGGACCAAACAUUUUAUCCUAAAGUCUGUUAUUGUUUUGUUAUGAGUCUGGAAAGGAAAAGGGAACGUUGAAUCAAUAUUACAUGUGAAAUAUAUAUAAAUCAAGCAGUUAUAGCUCUUUUAACUUUCCUUAGGUGAUUUGUAAAUAAGAAUUUAAAGUCUGAACAAUGAAAAAAGCAUGACAGGUAUUAUUUGUUAUUAAUUAAUUUACAUUUAAUUGUUUAAAUAUAUGUAAAAAAAAAAAAACCUUCUUUUAGUAUCUAGUUCAGGCAACAAAAAAAAAAAUCUUAUGGUUCCAGAUAUGACCCUGAAAAUGUAAAGGUCAUAUCAAAUAUUUCUAUCUUGUGCCAUUACCUUUGUAUUUUUUAAACCAGUGUAAUUAAUACAUUCCAUUUUUCUAGUCAUUCCAAAUAAUUUUUUUUUUACAUCAAAUAUAUUGUUUAGCCACAGUCAUUUUGGUAUAGUAUAUUAUGUUAUUUGUA